Molecule: messenger RNA, 843 nt
Organism: Microdochium trichocladiopsis
Lineage: Eukaryota; Fungi; Ascomycota; Sordariomycetes; Xylariales; Microdochiaceae
Exons: 1
Coding region: 1-843 (280 amino acids)
Source: RefSeq, a predicted model, not a curated record
AUGUCUGGCAAAGUCAAGACGUGGUUUGUGGCUCCGAACUGGGACAUUGCGCCGACCAGUGUCAAGCUUGGGACAGUCUUCUUCGAGCCGACUCCACCCUUCAUUGACAAGGCGCACGCCAAGUUCGUGCCGGCCGACGAAGACCUGACUGACAUACCAGAUGCAACCGCAAAGAAGAACUUCACAGCCACUGCAGAUGAGGUGAAGAAAAGCAAAGGCGGCAUAUUCGCCAGAUUCCUGGGUACCGUGCCGGUCGGCGGCGAGGCUACGGCCCAGCGCGACAAGUCUGCGGUCGAGCACUACACCGUCAAAGACCUUGCCUCUGUCUCGGGCUGGGUGCCAAGCCUCGAGCUCGAGAAAAAGGCCACGGAAUCCAGCAGUGUUGCCGCAUUCCUCGAGCAGUGGGACUACGAGAAACCCGUCUACAUGAUCACGGGCAUCCGGACGGCAGAGAGUGUCACCGUCACGACCCUGAGGCGGCGAGGACGAAGCCUCCUCGGCUGGUUCGGCAUCGACUUGUCUCCCGUUGAUGUGCCGCUGACGGUCGGCAUGACUGCGGAGGACUCUGCAUCGCGCAAUGAAUUUGUGAGCUUUGAAGACUCGUCCAAGAUUGUAUUUGCCUACCAGCUGCGCGAGAUCCGGGUAAGCGAGGGCAACGUGACUGGGUCCGACUAUCUCACCAACGCGCUGCUUGACACUGCCGGUGGUGCAGCCCGGCCCAGGGACACCACUGCCGUCGGACAUGACGUUGGUGACGUGGCUCUCGCGCAUUUGUACAGAUACGCGACGAUCGACGAGAUGGACGGAAGUGAAUGCGUCUGCAUAAGCCCCGAUGCCACGUAG